This is a messenger RNA of Chironomus riparius, 945 nucleotides long. The record is from the annotation of a GenBank genome assembly. Lineage: Eukaryota; Metazoa; Arthropoda; Insecta; Diptera; Chironomidae.
AUGAUCACAUCGAAAUUUAAAUUUAGGCUGCUAAUUCUUUUAAUUGUUGUGAUUAUACCUGAUGAUUCACUUUUGCAGCGGAUUAGCGAGAUUAAGUGCAAGGAGUUUGAAGAAGCUACACAGACUGUUAGUUACGUCACUUCCUUGCUCAAUUUUCCAUCAAGAAGAAUUGUUUCGAAUAAAUGCCAACAUCAGUCCAUAGCAUUGAUAGUUGGCGGAAGUGAAGCAAAAAAACAUGAAUUUCCUCAUCAAGCUCUUUUAGGUUAUGACACUAGUAAGGGCAUUGCUUAUUAUUGUGGUGGUUCCUUGAUUUCAUCUCAGUUCAUCCUUACUGCUGCACACUGCCUUGUUCACUCACAAUAUGGACAGGUUAAAUAUGUAAAAUUGGGCAUGAACAGUCGCUCACAAGCAGACGACAAAGUAUUUACUUAUGGUGUUGAAAAAAAUAUUAAAUAUGCUGAAUACAAUGCAAGAUUUAUGAGUAAUGAUAUUGCACUGUUGAAACUUAACGGUACUGUUACAUUCACCGAAUUCCUUUAUCCAGCUUGUCUACCAACAAGUGAGCCAAAUCAUGACAAGGCAAUUGUUACUGGCUUUGGAAAAACACAUCGUACGGAUGCCAGCUCUGAAAAAUUAAUGAAAGUUACUGUACAUAAAUUCGAUCAAACUGAUUGCCAAACUAUUAUAAGACAAAUUAGAAUCAACAAAAAUUCAAUGAUUUGUUAUGGAAAUAAAACACAUCCAGCCGAUUCCUGCCAGGGUGAUUCAGGUGGUCCCAUUCAAGUGGGAAACGAUAAGGUUGCAAAAUGCACAUACAAAGUUAUUGGUGUUGUUAAUUUUGGCGCAAAAGAUUGUGGAACUCCUGGAGUCCCUAGUGUUUAUGCAAAUGUGUAUUAUUAUCUAAAAUGGAUUGAAGACAAUGUUUGGGGUGACGAGCAAUCUUAA